GAAAGGUGCCGUCUUUUGGCAGGCAUUAAACGACCCGCUUCAAACGGUGCACCGUGCGGAAAGGAGCGACCGAACGGAGGUUACAUCAGGCGGAAACGAUUGAAGAACACGCUUUGUAACAACAACGGGGGUGUUCGUGUUGGCAUGGUUGAAUCGCGAAACUCGCUCUCUCCGCGUGUACUGUCGCCGUGCUCCUCGUCGUGACGUGUGUGCUUCGAUGUAACGGAUGCUGAGAAGAAAGCUCGACACCGAAAACUCCUCAAAACGAUCGCCUCAGCCUCAAACAUACUCCGCAAAAGGGGGAACAAAAAGCGUACAUUCGUUCCUCGGUUUCCUUCUAUUGGUUCCCCGGAGCAAAGGGGCCCGAGAAGAACACGUAAUUCAAUUAACCCGUCUGUAACUGUAACUGCAUCGUGCGUUAUUUUGGGAUAAUUGUAUAUGUACAGUGCAAUACGCACACGUUCAUCUGCACUGGAGAUAUUGGGUUGCGGAAAACCAGAUACACACGGUGUGUGGACAGCCACCUCUAGCCCCCCCUUCACCUAGCUCCCCAUCCGUACGCCAGCAUGAAAGGGAUCGAAGCGAAAAUUGUCGUUCUCGGGUCGCAAGGUGUUGGAAAAACGAGUCUGGUCGUGCGGUAUGUUUCGAACGUGUACACCAAGGAAGUAUCGCCCACGAUCGGGGCAUCAUUCUUCACCUGCAAGGUUAACCUAGAAGACAACAAAGUAAAGAUGCAGGUUUGGGAUACGGCGGGACAGGAGCGGUUUAAAGCCAUGGCACCGCUGUACUAUCGCAACGCAAAUGCCGCCUUGCUGGUGUUCGAUCUGACGCAGUACAAUUCCUUCAACGAAAUUAAGGGCUGGGUACAGGAGCUGCAGCGCAAUGUGCAGGAACCGAUGGUACUGUCGCUAGUAGGCAACAAGCUCGACCUGGAAGCGAAACGUGCCGUCUCCCGGGAAGAAGCUAUGCUGUACGCGAACUCGAUCGGUGGCAACUAUUUCGAAACAUCCGCCUUACACGAUCAGGGUAUUGAGCAAGUGUUCAUAUCGAUAGCAGUAGGAUUAAUUAAGCUCUCCGGCAAAGACGUGUGCUCAUCUCUUAAGCGAUACGAAUCGAACGAUUCCCUCGUGUUGUCCGGCUAUUCGACGCGUGUUAAUGGUGUCGUGCAGAUGGGCAUUCCGGUGGAAAAUGACAGUAUAUUAAGUGACGGUAUGGGCAGACUGGAGACACCAUCCUGGAGCCGGGACCAUAUAGCGCACGGUGACGAGCAGCGUGUUGGUUGGUGCUGCUAUUAGAACACCGGACGGUCUCGUUCAUUUUUGACAAGUAUUUGUUCGGUUCUCAUUCACUCCUCCCUGAUUGUCCCUUUAUAAAUAACACCUGGAAACGAACACAAAUGACGCGCGCCCACGGAUCCUAGAAUGGGUCGAUUUCGAGAGAUUUGUGAUAGCUUUUUAUAUUUAUAUACAUAUACACACACACGUACACACAUACAAGAAUGUCCCCAAAACCAAGGGUUUGUGCUGAUGAUGUUUGAGAAGAUUGGGUGAUGAUGACCUUACGCUUUGUAAACUGUAUAUGCGAGAUAUAGGGAAACUAUUUCGAUUCACCACCCUCCCACGCAACGAUUGGUGAUAAGAAAAUUGCUUUUGCUCAAAAAGAAACAAUAUGGUGACACGUGUUAGAGUUGCAAGGGGAGUUGAUUUCGCUUAUCGGUAAGACAUUGUCACAUUGCCUUUUUGUUCAGCGAUGGAGCUAGGGGAUUUUUGAGUUCCGAGCAGAAAGACAGUUUCAAGUACGAACAGUACAGAACUCUACACACAGAUUUGGGGUCUUUGACUCGUUUCGAGGGCAUUUGUAUAACGCGGAGUAGGAUAUGUAGGAUGCGUGAGGUAUCUCUUUUGCUGCAAGCUUAGCGACCACCGUGACACCCCAAGUAUAAGAUGAUCUCUUCCAGCAGCCGAUGUGACAGAUGUGAUCGAUUACAUCUGCUGACCUAAAGAAACGUCGGACUUCGAGUCAGAUUGGAAGUAUACAUUUAGAGUAAAUACAUUCACACGCUCAUGCGGCCACACGUGCGCUCGUAUCUAUUUAUUUAGAACCAAAGUCAAUUACUUUCGAUCGGCAUCUUCUCCCACAGAUUGUUGACGAGUGUAUAUCAUGCUUACAUUUUUGCAUUAUCCAGUUGUGUGGCUCGUCGCGAGAUUUAUCGUUUGUCUUCAUUUUUAAAUAAACUAUUUACGAAGAGCUGU
Anopheles moucheti is the source of this 2252-nucleotide messenger RNA. RefSeq names its product ras-related protein RabJ (gene RabX1). Lineage: Eukaryota; Metazoa; Arthropoda; Insecta; Diptera; Culicidae. Gene Ontology annotation, molecular function: GTP binding; GTPase activity. The transcript is spliced from 5 exons. Bases 567 to 1295 code for a protein of 242 amino acids. The record is from RefSeq and is a predicted model, not a curated record.